Molecule: messenger RNA, 784 nt
Organism: Dalotia coriaria
Lineage: Eukaryota; Metazoa; Arthropoda; Insecta; Coleoptera; Staphylinidae
Gene: Thor
Product: eukaryotic translation initiation factor 4E binding protein thor
Exons: 2
Coding region: 214-606 (130 amino acids)
Biological process (GO): negative regulation of translational initiation
Cellular component (GO): cytoplasm
Molecular function (GO): eukaryotic initiation factor 4E binding
Source: RefSeq, a predicted model, not a curated record
GCCUGCCGCGUGCGCCGCAGUCAACGUUCGCCAUCCACGACGAGCACCGCGACCGCGCGCGUAUUAUUAGCUCGCUCCAACCAGCGCGAGAACGAGGUCACUGCCGACACACAGUAUUUUUCCAAGCUUCGAGCUCCAAAAAGCGCGCGGCCACGCCGAACCAGUAGCCCGAACCCUUGACAAUUCAACAGCUACCAGCCUACCAGCAACAACAUGUCAGCCUCCCCAAUGGCACGCCAGGUAACGGAGAACCGUAUCAUCCCCACAAAGCGCGUGGUCAUCACCGACCCAGGCGACAUGCCCGCCGACUACAGCUCGACGCCGGGCGGCACCCUCUACUCCACCACGCCCGGAGGUUCGCGUAUCGUCUACGAGCGGGCUUUCCUCCUGAAACUGAGCCAGUCGCCGAUCUCAAAGACGUCUCCUACCAAGUUUGACAUUCCCGAAGGAUUGCUGCGUGGAUCACCGCCAUCGCCCAACUCCGGCGGCAAGUCCUACAAGCAGCACCCAGUCACCGCCAAGAAGCAGCGUCCGGCGAGGAGUCCUCUGGCGUCUGUCUCGUCCACGCACGAGGACGACGACGCGCAAUUCCAGAUGGACAUGUGAACCGCUUCGACAACGCUCCAACAACAACGAACACAUCACGACAAUGAAAUUUUGAACACGCUGUCUGUAAUCAUGCAAAUCGUGUCUAAUAUUUAGACUCUUCUGUUUUCUGUCUUGGACUACAAACGAUUUUUGUAAUUUUAAUUUUAAUACUUUAUUAAAUUGUAAUUGUUAGUCA